This is a messenger RNA of Saitoella complicata NRRL Y-17804, 1077 nucleotides long. Its product is annotated as fructose-bisphosphate aldolase. The transcript has 2 exons. Gene Ontology annotation, molecular function: zinc ion binding; fructose-bisphosphate aldolase activity. NCBI's taxonomy places the organism in Eukaryota, Fungi, Ascomycota, Saitoellomycetes, Saitoellales, Saitoellaceae. Gene Ontology annotation, biological process: gluconeogenesis; glycolytic process. Gene Ontology annotation, cellular component: cytosol. Bases 1 to 1077 code for a protein of 358 amino acids. The record is from RefSeq and is a predicted model, not a curated record.
AUGGGUAUCCUCGACAUUGUUCCCGCUGGCGUCAUCGUCGGUGAAGACGUCCGCAAGCUCUUCAAGUAUGCUCAGGAGCACAACUUCGCCAUCCCCGCCAUGAACUGUACCUCUUCCUCCACCGUCGUUGCCUGUCUCGAGGCCGCUCGUGAUGCCAAGUCUCCCGUCAUCAUCCAGGUUUCCCAGGGUGGUGCCGCUUACUUCGCCGGUAAGGGUGUCGACAACAAGAACCAGGAGGCCUCCAUCAAGGGUGCCAUCGCUGCCGCUCACUUCGUCCGCACCAUCGCCCCCGUCUACGGUAUCCCCGUUGUCAUGCACACCGACCACUGUGCCGCUAAGCUCUUGCCCUGGUUGGACGGUAUGCUCGACGAGGAUGAACGUUACUUCAAGGAGCACGGUUACCCCCUCUUCUCCUCUCACAUGAUUGACUUGUCCGAGGAGCCCAAGGAGGAGAACAUCGCUACCACCAAGAAGUACCUCCAGCGUGCUGCCCCCAUGAAGCAGUGGCUCGAGAUGGAGAUCGGUAUCACCGGUGGUGAGGAGGACGGUGUCAACAACGAGGACGUCGACAACUCUCUCCUCUACACCCAGCCCGAGGACAUCUGGGAUGUCCAGCGCGAGUUGUCUGAGGUCUCCCCUUACUUCUCCAUCGCUGCCGCUUUCGGUAACGUCCACGGUGUUUACAAGCCCGGAAACGUCAAGCUCCAGCCCGAGCUUUUGGGCAAGCACCAGGCCUACGUCAAGGAGCAGUUGAAGACCGAGGACGACAAGCCCGUCUUCCUCGUCUUCCACGGUGGAUCCGGUUCCUCCAAGGAGGAGUACCAGACGGCCAUCUCCUUCGGAACUGUCAAGUGUAACUUGGACACCGACAUGCAGUUCGCUUACUUGAAGGGUAUGCGCGAUUACAUCCUUGAGAAGAAGGACUACCUCAUGACUCAAGUCGGUAACCCCGACGGUGAGGACAAGCCCAACAAGAAGUACUUCGACCCCCGUGUCUGGGUUCGUGAGGGUGAGAAGACCAUGUCUGCUCGUGUCAAGGUUGCCUUCGAGGACUUUAACUGCGUUAACGUUCUCUAA